AGCUCGGAGCUGCUCGGAGCCCUCGGAGCCCUCGGAGGUUAGUACUCGAAAACAGCUGAUUUUCGAUCAUAACAAGAUAAACGAAUAAACGACAACGGUUUUAUAAUCGAAGUAUAAAAAAAUUCGUGAUAGAAAAAUGUUUACUCUCGGUCUCAGCACAGAGUAAAUGAUUUUAAAAGGUUUGUUUUACAACGAAUUCCGAUCGAUCAAGUAUGUUUAGCGUUACGCUAUGUCUAGGUCAUGGAUAAGAUGUCUCCUGAGUGUUUUGUUGUUCUCAGUCAUAUUCUACAUUUACUUGUUAAUAAAUGUACCCUCAGGAGAAUCAAAAAGUCCUGAAAAACCUCGGACACCAGAUUUUAAUGAGCCACAAAAUGCAUUAAACAUUUUAUCACCCUUUGGAGGGAAAUCUCAUGUUGCGGCUGACAAAAUUAAUCAAAAUGCAAAAAAAUGUGUCACCGUUCACAUUGCUAUGGUUUGUGCUGGAUACAAUUCGACCAUGGCCUUGGUCACGGUUGCAAAAUCAUUACUCUUCUACCGCUCGACCCCGCUUCAUUUUCAUUUGUUGGUCGAUGAGAUAGCCAAAAGAACUCUCAGCACGUUGUUCCAAACAUGGAAAUUGUCCCAAGUGAACGUGUCAUUUUACGCUGCUGAAAAGUGGAUCCCGAGAGUGUCAUGGAUCCCAAAUACGCAUUAUUCCGGUGUAUAUGGGUUAUUGAAAUUGACACUUCCGGAAGCUUUGUCGUCAGUUGAAAGAGUAUUGGUACUUGACACGGAUGUAACAUUUCUCGAGGACGUGAGAAAGUUGUGGGAAUAUUUCGAGGAAUUUGAGGAGGUAAAUCUGGUAGGAUUGGUGGAGAAUCAGAGCGAUUGGUACGUCAGAACGUUGUCUUAUGGUUCGCGACCUUGGCCGGCCCAAGGUCGCGGUUUCAACACCGGUAUAAUGCUCAUGGAUUUGAGCCGUUUGCGGUUACGAAAAUUUGCUGAAAUGUGGCAACAGACGACGAAACAAGUUUUGGAAGAUAUUCCGGAAACAAGGCUCGCCGAUCAGGACAUUAUCAAUGCGAUCAUUAAGAGAUAUCCUUCAAUUGUUUACAUCCUCGAAUGUACGUGGAACAUUCAGUUGAGCGAUCAUACCCUCAGCGAAUCUUGUUACGGCGAUGGACAGAAAAUCAAUAUAAUCCACUGGAAUUCGCCGCGUAAACAGGAUGUACGCAACAAGUAUGUGGAAGAUUUUCGAAAAGUGUAUCAAACUUUUGUGGAAUCUGAUGGCAAUCUCUUGCGCCGACGAUUAUUCGGUUGCGACAGAACGGAGAUUAGCUACAGCAUCGAUAGUGCGGAUGUAUGUUCAAAGUUCGUUCAGGGCUCGAGUAUCAUUUAUCGAACCCACUUGUUCCUACUCGAAUACGAGUACAACGUUGACGCUGGGGAGAAGGAUGUGGCACUGGUGACGCAAUGCAGCGUGGACCGAAUAAUGCUUUUGGAAGAAUUGUGCAAACAUUGGCCGGGUACAAUAAGCGUUGCGUUGUAUUUGAGCGACGCUGAAGUUGAAAAUUUUCUCGGAUUCGUUCGCAAUUCGGAAGAUUUAAAAAAUCGUAAAAAUAUUGCGUAUCAUGUAGUUUACAAGGAAGGAGAGUUUUAUCCUGUGAAUUAUUUGAGGAAUACCGCAAUGUCUUAUGUCUCGACCUCUUUUAUUUUUCAACUGGACAUAGAUUUUCUUCCGCAAUAUGGGCUCUACGAAAAUUUAAUGCUCCACAUAUCCAAUAUGAAGUUGAGUGUUUUGGACAAGACCGCUCUAAUCGUACCGGCUUUCGAGACCCAACGAUACAGAUUCACGUUUCCAACGAAUAAGCAAGAGCUCAUCAAAUAUUUGAACCACGGGAUUCUUUUUACUUUUCGUUACCACGUUUGGACGAAAGGUCACGCGGCAACAAAUUAUACACACUGGAAAAGCGCCAGCCAGCCUUACGAGGUUGAAUGGGAACCCGAUUUCGAGCCUUAUCUCGUCAUUUCCAGAUCUGCUCCCCGCUACGAUCAAAGAUUCAUUGGAUUCGGCUGGAACAAAGUUUCCUACGUUACUCAUCUGACAGCUCUGGGUUACAAGUACAUCGUUUUACCGGAUACAUUCAUUAUUCACCGGCCUCAUGCUCCGAGUCUCGAUAUCGGAAAAUUUCGAAAUAAUCCACUUUACCGCAGGUGCCUCAAAAAAUUGAAAGAUACAUUCGUUCAAGAGCUCGUGGCCGAGUACGGGAAGGAAAAUGCAUCCAAAUUGAAAAUAAUUGCCAAAGACGAGAAAGUGCCAAAAACGCUACGACUGAAGUAGAGUUUCCGUAUUAUUAAACAAAAAUUAUAUCUAAUAUUGUUCAAAAGUUUGAAAAAAACGUUCACUAAAUCCACCGAAUUUUCAAACACAGUUUUGAACGGUGUAGUAUUAUAUGAAUCUAGAUAGAUCCAAAUGUAGAUUUUCAUUAAGUAAUAAGUUUGUAAGUACACCAAUGAAAGAAGAGUGUAAUGUACAAAUUCUUCGCAAGACUGUUGAUAAUAUUUUUCUAUUGGAAAAAUGAAUAGAUUCGAAUCAUUGAUUUUAAGAGCGUGAAAUAUUUCCAAAUCAUUCCCAUAUUUUAUAUCGUUUUUAUUCCUUGAACUUUAACAAUUUCACAUCUUCUCACAAUAUGGAAUUUUGUGGAAUUUUCAUGAAAACCAUUUUUAUCGGAUGCUUCAUGUUUCGUUUUGGCAAUAAAUUGUUGAUAAUAAAUUUUCAUCGAUAUUGA
Messenger RNA from Venturia canescens, 2768 nucleotides. Its product is annotated as LARGE xylosyl- and glucuronyltransferase 2-like. Gene Ontology annotation, molecular function: glucuronosyltransferase activity; xylosyltransferase activity. The transcript has 12 exons. Bases 230 to 2320 code for a protein of 696 amino acids. NCBI's taxonomy places the organism in Eukaryota, Metazoa, Arthropoda, Insecta, Hymenoptera, Ichneumonidae. The record is from RefSeq and is a predicted model, not a curated record. Gene Ontology annotation, biological process: protein O-linked glycosylation via mannose.